This is a messenger RNA of Penicillium taxi, 816 nucleotides long. RefSeq names its product mitochondrial 54S ribosomal protein bL27m. NCBI's taxonomy places the organism in Eukaryota, Fungi, Ascomycota, Eurotiomycetes, Eurotiales, Aspergillaceae. Gene Ontology annotation, molecular function: structural constituent of ribosome. The transcript has a single exon. Gene Ontology annotation, biological process: translation. Gene Ontology annotation, cellular component: ribosome; mitochondrial large ribosomal subunit. Bases 1 to 816 code for a protein of 271 amino acids. The record is from RefSeq and is a predicted model, not a curated record.
AUGAUGCAACCAAGACUACUGGCGCCCUUAAGGGCGCUAGAGCGGUCUUUCACAUCCUCUCUCCGGGCAGCUCAGACCCUCUACAUGUCGCAAUCCCUCUUCCAACGCUCCCUCUCCGCAAACUUAGCGCUCCCGAAAACUACACCUCUCUCUCGCGGGCUCCUCCCCUUCUCCCAGGUGCGAUACGCCUCCCAUGCUUCACAAGGAACGGCCAAUCGACACUCGCGGGAUCCAGCCGGAAAGCGACUAGGAGCGAAGCGCUCAGGCGGCGAGUACGUUGUUCCCGGCUGUAUCAUUUUCCGACAGCGCGGCUCGUUAUGGUUCCCCGGCGAGAAUUGCGGUAUGGGACGUGACCACACCAUCUAUGCCACUCAAGCCGGAUACGUCCGGUAUUACUUGGAUCCAGAACAGCAUCCCGACCGGCGAUACAUUGGGGUUGUUUUCGAUAAAGAUGAGAAGCUCCCACACCCGCGCAAUGCGCCCAGUCGACGCAGAUUGAACAUGGUUACGACAGCACGAAUUGAUCCUGUUGUCUACCAAUCUGAUAUUGUGGCCUCGGUUGAUGAGAACGGUACUCAGGUCGCUGGCGUGGCGGCUGUUGAUGCCCAGUCGGGUCCUCAGCUGCGCCCUGGCUAUAUGUACCGUGAAGCUAAUUGGGUGAUUGGUCGUGCGGCUGAGAAGGCUGGUAUCACUGCUGUACCAUAUAAUCGCACAAAUCGAUGGCUUGCUUGGAGGAAGCGGGAGGCUCGUGCUGAGCGGGCUGCUCAGAUGAAGAGUUUGAAGGGCAAGAAGAAGCCUGGAAAGAAGGCCAAAUAA